Molecule: messenger RNA, 1515 nt
Organism: Strongylocentrotus purpuratus (purple sea urchin)
Lineage: Eukaryota; Metazoa; Echinodermata; Echinoidea; Camarodonta; Strongylocentrotidae
Exons: 8
Coding region: 184-1422 (412 amino acids)
Source: RefSeq, a predicted model, not a curated record
AGCUAGGCCUACCCCUUUCUCCCCAUUGGUCGAUGGGUUUUCUAGCAGUGAUGACAACACAAAUCAAUGCGCACAACUUGAAAACUGGCUUGUCAAAUGUGUUGGUACAUGUACACUGUGUAGUAAAACUCGCAACACUUCAUCUUCGACUUUCAAAAUAAGAGCAUAGAAGCAUAACUCACUAUGGGAGGAAAAGCAUCAAAAAAGCGAAGUGCGGCAUCUACCCACCAUCAACAGUCGGGGGGCGCUCCCGUGGUGGAACCGUUAGCGUCGGGUGAUCAAAGUCAAGCUGGGCAGUCCAAAGAGCCAGAGAGAGUUGAUUCAAACAAGCGUGGAGAUUACACUGAGAGUUCCGAAGCUGCUAUUUCUUCGAAGCAGGCGAAACAGAAAGAAGUGGUCGAGGCGAGUAACGCACACGAGGAAGCCGCGGUUAUAACCGCAACAGAGAUGAAGACGCCCUGUGAACCUCGUGAUGGUGAAGAGAUGAUCGAAUCUUCACAUGGGCUUGCGUUUCAGGAGAUCUUUGUCCAGUAUAUUCCUGGUAAACCUCAUGCUCUCACGAAGUUUGGAGCACUUCUUUACUCUCGUCAGGGUGGUCAUGAGUUCAGGGCCCUAGAUGGCACCGGACUGGCAAGAACUGUUGGGUUGAGAAACCAUGAUGAACUAAUAAGCAUCAAUAACCCACAGUCAGACAUAAGCAGUGUUAACCAGCUAGCAGUUCUAGAAUGUUUCUCAGAUAUUGGCACUCAGAUUGGUUUGGUUAUUAAGCGGAAACAGGAGGAAACUUGGCUGUUUGCUUUUCAUCUCAACGAAAAGGGUAACCGGCCAGUUGUGGAGAACAUAUUCGGGCGACAAUUACCUAGCGAAAUAUUGGAGAACUCGUUCAUAGAUAUCAUCCCCGUUAAGAGUGCUUUUAGAAUGAACCCUGUCUAUUCCUAUGAUUCUUCCCUUCAAGUGCAAAUGAUACUUCCACAAGAAGAAGACAGAUUCAUGGAGAUCGACAACGACAAGGCGACCUACGUUCGACGUAUAAAGACCGUGACUAUCAAUAAAUACAAACGGAUACACGGUAGUGCUGACGGUAUACCAGUCUCCAUCUCAACACCAGAAUCGUCCGACAGCGAUUCGGACAAUGGAAGCGACUCCGCAGAUGAUAGUCCGAUGUGCAUUGAGGGUGUCGAUGUUGGUCCUCUCAGCGUAGUCAACUUUCCUUGCUACAUGACCCGGCGUCGUAUACCGAUCCCGCAAAAUAACAAGUUCUUUAUCCAGUCUUUUCUCUCUGAAGCAUCUGUAUUUAAGGCUGCCAACACAAAAGAAGGGACAGAACUAUGCAUAUCUUCCGACGAACAGGGCGAACAGGGUGACAAUAUUUUGGUUGCAAGUCUGAGAGCAUCGCACUCCAAGUUCCGUAUUUUUAUCUGACGGCAAUGUUCUGAAAACAAGAGAAGAUUUUCUCAAACUAUUCAAAGCCCGAGACAGCUAAAUCCACAAUCAAUCAGAGCGUCUUUAAUUGUU